Molecule: messenger RNA, 1188 nt
Organism: Juglans regia (Persian walnut)
Lineage: Eukaryota; Viridiplantae; Streptophyta; Magnoliopsida; Fagales; Juglandaceae
Exons: 1
Coding region: 1-1188 (395 amino acids)
Source: RefSeq, a predicted model, not a curated record
AUGGAGGACACACAGGAACAUUCAGAUGACUCUUCCUCUAACUCAUCCGCUAUUCAUACACACCUAAACGCAAACACCUCACCUGCAUCCCAUUUCUUAAACCUUGGUGAUCUUAGCAACCCUUUUCGCUUGGACAAUGGCGACAAUCCUACCGUUAUCCUCGUCACAGACCUGCUUACCAGCGACAACUACGCAACUUGGUCCCGUGCUAUGCGACGGGCACUACGUGCGAAGAACAAACUCGGCUUCAUUUCCGGUGCCAUUCUGCAACCUACUGACCCAGAGGAUCCUCUGUUAGAGCUCUGGGAACGCUGCAACGACAUGGUAGUGUCGUGGCUGCAGAACUCCAUCAGCUCUUCAAUCAAAUCCAGUGUCGUGUUUGUUGAUGAUGCUAGGGAAAUUUGGCUCGACCUUCAGCAUCGAUUUUCUCAGCAAAAUGGGCCCCAAAUUUUCCAGCUUAAGAAAAACCUCUCCAGCCUUCAUCAAGAUCAUGACUCAGUAAGUAUUUACUAUGGUAAGCUGAAAACUCUUUGGGAUGAACUCUCCAUUUACGACCCAAUUCCUGCUUGUACUUGUGGUUCUACAAAAACUCUAUUGGAUCGUUAUCAAAGAGAUUGUGUGUUUCAAUUUCUUAUGGGUUUACAUGAAUCCUAUGCUAAUGUGCGUGACCAGCUUAUGCUUUUGGAUCCUUUGCCUCCUGUCACUAAGGUCUUCUCUCUAAUUCACCAACAAGAACAACAACACCAGCUCCUUCCCAUGAUUCCCUCUCCUGAUUCAAUGGCCUUAGCUAUCAAGAAACCUUACACACCCAUUAAUUCCCCUCAUCCACCCAAAUCUUCCUUCAAGAGGGAUCGACUAUAUUGUAACCACUGCAAGAUUACAGGCCAUUCAUUCGAAACUUGUUUCAAAGCUGGUAAUGCUGAGGCCCCCAUUUGUUCUCACUGCCAUUUACCUGGCCACAAAGCUGACAAGUGUUAUAAGCUACAUGGGUAUCCACCGGGCCACAAGUUUUUCAGCAAAUCCUCAACACCUGGACCCUUUGCUAAUCAGUCGAGUUUUUCCAAUGCUUCUGAAUCUGAGGACAUUAGUGAUGAGAGAGUUGGUUUGACUAAAACUCAAUAUCAGCAACUUGUUGCCUUGCUCCAACCAUGGGACUCCACAACUGCUGCUUCUCCUUCUGCCAAUUAA